Messenger RNA from Myotis lucifugus (little brown bat), 5925 nucleotides. It is a transcript of the gene DSCAML1, whose product is annotated as DS cell adhesion molecule like 1. Gene Ontology annotation, cellular component: axon; plasma membrane. NCBI's taxonomy places the organism in Eukaryota, Metazoa, Chordata, Mammalia, Chiroptera, Vespertilionidae. The record is from RefSeq and is a predicted model, not a curated record. Gene Ontology annotation, biological process: homophilic cell-cell adhesion; axon guidance; dendrite self-avoidance. Gene Ontology annotation, molecular function: cell-cell adhesion mediator activity.
AUGAGGCCUGGCCACUCUCUCCUAAAGGGCAGGAAUGGGCAUCACCCCAGGUUCCAGUCUUCUCCUUCGACCACUGCCCUCACCUCCGGAGGUGGCUACUCCCCCAAGAAGCCCGGGAACACAGGUGGUACGCUGUGCCCAUCAGCAGCCUGGCAGGCCAAGCCCCAGCCCAGCCUGGCGUUGUACUUGGAAGGUGAAGUUGAGACCAUGGUGCUUCCCAGGCCCCUGGAGAACCCUGUGCAGAAAGCGGGCGGUGCAGCUGCCGCCUGCCACGUGGAGCACUGCCCUCGCUCUCCCCGCCAGCCAGGGACAGGGCACCGCUUCUGGUUCUGUGUGCCCCCAACCAGCUUCCAAAACAGGUUUUUUAUUACUUUCCACGGCGGGCUGUACAUCUCCGACGUGCAGAAGGAGGACGCCCUCUCCACCUACCGCUGCAUCACCAAGCACAAGUACAGCGGGGAGACCCGGCAGAGCAACGGGGCCCGCCUCUCUGUGACAGACCCUGCCGAGUCCGUCCCCGCCAUCCUGGACAGCUUCCACUCCCAGGAGGUGUGGGCCGGCCACACCGUGGAGCUGCCCUGCACCGCCUCCGGCUACCCCACCCCCGCCGUCCGCUGGCUCAAGGAUGGCAGGCCCCUCCCGGCCGACACCCGCUGGACCAACCACGUCACAGGGCUGACCAUCAGCGACCUGCGGACCGAGGACAGCGGCACCUACAUCUGUGAGGUCACCAACACCUUCGGCUCAGCGGAGGCCACAGGCACCCUCACGGUCAUAGACCCCCUCCAUGUGACCCUGACACCAAAGAAAGCUAAGACCGGCAUUGGCAGCACCGUCAUCCUCUCCUGCGCGCCGAUGAGCUCCCCCGAGUACACCAUCCGCUGGUACCGCAACACCGAGCCGGUGCUGCCCGACGAGGCCAUCUCCAUCCGCGGGCUCAGCAACGAGACGCUGCUCAUCGCCUCGGCCCAGAAGAGCCACUCGGGGGCCUACCAGUGCUUCGCCACCCGCAAGGCCCAGACCGCCCAGGACUUCGCCGUCGUGGUGCUGGAGGACGGCACGCCCCGCAUCGUCUCCUCCUUCAGCGAGAAGGUGGUCAACCCCGGGGAGCAGUUCUCGCUGAUGUGCGCAGCCAAGGGGGCCCCGCCCCCCACAGUCACCUGGGCCCUGGACGAGGAGCCCAUCGUGCGGGACGGCAGCCACCGCACCAACCAGUACACCAUGUCCGACGGCACCACCAUCAGCCACAUGAACGUCACGGGCCCCCAGAUCCGGGACGGGGGCGUGUACCGGUGCACCGCGAGGAACUCGGUGGGCAGUGCCGAAUACCAGGCUCGAAUAAACGUAAGAGGGCCCCCCAGCAUCCGGGCGAUGAGGAACAUCACGGCCGUCGCCGGGCGGGACACCCUCAUCAACUGCAGGGUCAUCGGCUACCCCUACUACUCUAUCAAGUGGUACAAGGACGCGCUGCUGCUGCCGGACAACCACCGCCAGGUGGUGUUCGAGAACGGCACGCUCAAGCUGACGGACGUGCAGAAGGGCAUGGACGAGGGCGAGUACCUGUGCAGCGUCCUCAUCCAGCCGCAGCUCUCCAUCAGCCAGAGCGUCCACGUGGCCGUCAAAGUGCCCCCUCUGAUCCAGCCCUUCGAGUUCCCACCUGCCUCCAUCGGCCAGCUGCUCUACAUCCCCUGUGUGGUGUCCUCGGGGGACAUGCCCAUCCGCAUCACCUGGAGGAAGGACGGGCAGGUGAUCAUCUCGGGCUCCGGCGUGACCAUCGAGAGCAAGGAGUUCAUGAGCUCCCUGCAGAUCUCCAGCGUCUCCCUGAAGCACAACGGCAACUACACAUGCAUCGCCAGCAACGCGGCAGCCACCGUGAGCCGGGAGCGCCAGCUCGUCGUGCGCGUGCCCCCUCGGUUCGUGGUGCAGCCCAACAACCAGGACGGCAUCUAUGGCAAAGCUGGUGUGCUCAACUGCUCGGUGGAUGGCUACCCCCCACCCAAGGUCAUGUGGAAGCACGCCAAGGGGAGCGGGAGCCCCCAGCAGUACCACCCGGUGCCCCUCACCGGCCGCAUCCAGGUCCUGGCCAACAGCUCGCUGCUGAUCCGCCACGUCCUGGAGGAGGACAUGGGCUACUACCUCUGCCAGGCCAGCAACGGCGUGGGCACCGACAUCAGCAAGUCCAUGUUCCUCACCGUCAAGAGCCCGGCCAUGAUCACCUCCCACCCCAACACCACCAUCGCCAUCAAGGGCCACGCCAAGGAGCUGAACUGCACGGGGCGGGGGGAGCGGCCCAUCAUCAUCCGCUGGGAGAAGGGGGACACGGUCAUCGACCCCGACAGGGGGAUGCGCUACGCCAUCACCACCAAGGACAGCGGUGACGAGGUCGUCUCCACGCUGAAGCUCAAGCCCGCGGACCGUGGGGACUCGGUGUUCUUCAGCUGCCACGCCAUCAACUCCUACGGGGAGGACCGGGGCCUGAUCCAGCUCACGGUGCAAGAGCCCCCCGACCCCCCAGAGCUGGAGAUCCGGGAGGUGAAGGCCCGGAGCAUGAACCUGCGCUGGACCCAGCGGUUCGAUGGAAACAGCAUCAUCACGGGCUUCGACAUCGAGUACAAGAACAAGUCAGGCAGCCUCGUGGCACCGGCCAUCGGCCACCACAGCGUGAGCCGCCUGUGUGACGUGUCAUCCGUCAAAGGGCUCACCGUCAGCACCGAGGAGGCCGCCCCUGAUGGACCCCCCGUGGACGUCACCUUGCAGCCAGUGACCUCACAGAGCAUCCAAGUGACCUGGAAGGCGCCCAAGAAGGAGCUACAGAAUGGCGUGAUCCGGGGCUACCAGAUCGGCUACAGGGAGAACAGCCCUGGCAGCAACGGGCAGUACAGCAUCGUGGAGAUGAAGGCCACCGGGGACAGCGAGGUCUACACCCUGGACAACCUCAAGAAGUUCGCGCAGUACGGGGUGGUGGUCCAGGCCUUCAACAGGGCCGGCACGGGGCCCUCGUCCAGCGAGAUCAACGCCACCACCCUGGAGGACGUGCCCAGCCAGCCCCCCGAGAAUGUCCGGGCCUUGUCCAUCACUUCUGACGUGGCCGUCAUCUCCUGGUCGGAGCCCCCACGAAGCACUCUCAAUGGCGUCCUCAAAGGCUAUCGGGUCAUCUUCUGGUCACUGUACAUGGACGGGGAGUGGGGCGAGAUGCAGAACAUCACGACCACGCGGGAGCGCGUGGAGCUGCGGGGCCUGGAGAAGUUCACCAACUACAGCGUGCAGGUGCUGGCCUUCACGCAGGCGGGCGACGGCGUGCGCAGCGUUCUGCACAUCCAGACCAAGGAGGACGUUCCAGGUCCCCCCGCGGGCGUCAAAGCCGUACCUUCGUCUGCCAGCAGCGUGGUGGUGUCCUGGCUGCCCCCUGCCAAGCCCAACGUGAUCCGCAAGUACACCAUCUUCUGCUCCAGCCCCGGGUCUGGCCAGCCGGCCCCCAGCGAGUAUGAGACGAGUCCGGAGCAGCUCUUCUACCGGAUCGCCCAUCUGAACCGAGGCCAGCAGUACCUGCUGUGGGUGGCGGCCGUGACCUCCGCCGGCCGGGGCAACAGCAGUGAGAAGGUCGUCGUCGAGCCUGCUGGCAAGGCCCCAGCGAAGAUCAUCUCCUUUGGGGGCACCGUGACCACACCCUGGAUGAGGGACGUCCGGCUGCCCUGCAGUCCGGUGGGCGAUCCGGCCCCGGCUGUGAAAUGGACCAAGGACAGUGAGGACUCGGCCAUCCCCGCGUCCGUGGACGGGCACCGGCUCAUCCACGCCAACGGCACGCUGCUGCUGCGCGCGGUCAAGGCGGAGGACUCGGGCUACUACACCUGCACGGCCACCAACACCGGGGGCUUUGACACCAUCAUCGUCAACCUGCUCGUGCAAGUGCCCCCCGACCAGCCCCGCCUCACCGUCUCCAAAACCUCCGCCUCCUCCAUCACCCUGACCUGGAUUCCAGGGGACAAUGGGGGCAGCUCCAUCCGAGGCUUCGUGCUGCAGUACUCGGUGGACAACAGCGAGGAGUGGAAGGACGUGUUCAUCAGCUCGAGCGAGCGGGCCUUCAAGCUGGACAGUCUCAAGUGCGGCACGUGGUACAAGGUGAAGCUGGCGGCCAAGAACAGCGUGGGCUCCGGGCGCAUCAGCGAGAUCAUCGAGGCCAAGACCCACGGGCGGGAGCCCUCCUUCAGCAAAGACCAGCAUCUCUUCACCCACAUCAACUCCACGCACGCGCGGCUGAACCUGCAGGGCUGGAGCAACGGGGGCUGCCCCAUCACGGCCAUCGCACUGGAGUUCCGGCCCAAGGGCACCUGGGCCUGGCAGGGCCUCCGGGCCAACACCUCUGGGGAGGUAUUUCUGACCGAACUGCGAGAGGCCACGUGGUACGAGCUCCGCAUGAGGGCGUGCAACAGCGCUGGCUGCGGCAACGAGACGGCCCAGUUCGCCACCCUGGACUACGAUGGCAGCACCAUCCCUCCCAUCAAGUCUGCUCAAGGCGAGGGAGACGAUGUGAGGAAGCUGUUCACCAUCGGCUGCCCCGUCAUCCUGGCCACGCUGGGGCUGGCUCUGCUCUUCAUCGUACGGAAGAAGAGGAAGGAGAAACGGCUGAAGCGGCUGCGAGAUGCAAAGAGUUUGGCAGAGAUGUUGAUAAGCAAGAACAACCGAAGCUUUGACACCCCCGUGAAGGGGCCCCCCCAGGGCCCUCGGCUACACAUUGACAUCCCCAGGGUCCAGCUGCUAAUCGAGGACAAGGAGGGCAUCAAGCAGUUAGGAGAUGACAAGGCCACCAUCCCUGUGGCGGACGCUGAGUUCAGCCAAGCUGUCAACCCACAGAGUUUCUGUACCGGUGUCUCCUUGCACCACCCGGCCCUCAUCCAGAGCACCGGCCCCCUCAUCGACAUGUCUGAUAUCCGGCCAGGCACCAACCCCGUGUCCAGGAAGAAUGUGAAGUCAGCCCACAGUACCCGGAACCGGUACUCGAGCCAGUGGACUCUGACCAAGUGCCAGGCCUCCACACCUGCCCGCACGCUCACCUCCGACUGGCGCACGGCGGGCUCCCAGCACGGCGUCACCGUCACUGAGAGUGACAGCUACAGCGCAAGCCUCUCCCAGGACACAGACAAAGGACGGAACAGCAUGGUGUCCACGGAGAGCGCCUCUUCCACGUACGAGGAGCUGGCCCGGGCCUACGAGCACGCCAAGCUGGAGGAGCAGCUGCAGCACGCCAAGUUCGAGAUCACCGAGUGCUUCAUCUCAGACAGCUCCUCGGACCAGAUGACCACGGGCACCAACGAGAAUGCCGACAGCAUGACGUCCAUGAGCACACCCUCCGAGCCCGGCAUCUGCCGCUUCACCGCCUCCCCGCCCAAGCCCCAGGAUGCGGACCGGGGCAAGAACGUGGCGGUGCCCAUCCCUCACCGGGCCAACAAGAGUGACUACUGUAACCUGCCCCUGUACGGCAAGUCCGAGGCCUUCUUCCGAAAGGCAGAGGGGCGUGAGCCCUGUCCCGCGGUCCCGCCCCGAGAGGCCUCCAUCCGGAACCUGGCCCGAACCUACCACACCCAGGCUCGCCACCUGACUCUGGACCCCGCCAGCAAGCCCUUGGGCCUCCCCCACCCAGGGGCCCCCGCUGCCGCCUCCACGGCCACCUUACCUCAGAGGACUCUGGCCAUGCCAGCGCCCCCGGCUGGCACAGCGCCCCCGGCACCCGGCCCCACCCCCGCCGAGCCCCCCGCUGCCCCCAGUGCUGCCCCUCCAGCCCCCAGCACCGAGCCUCCCCGGGCCGGAGGCCCAAACACCAAAAUGGGGGGCUCCAGGGACUCGCUGCUCGAGAUGAGCACGUCGGGGGUAGGGAGGUCUCAGAAGCAGGGGGCAGGGGCCUACUCCAAGUCCUACACCCUGGUGUAG